AUGGCACCAAAAACGAUGCCCAGCAGAAAGCGCGGCCGCCCGAGAAAAGACGACCCCGAUACCUCGUCCAAGAAGCCCCGGCUCGAUGGCAGGCAUGCUACCGACCGAUCGCGAGAUACACCGAAUCCGGACGAGAAUCGACAGGAUGUCAGGGAAAAGAACGAUGUGUACGACUUUCAUGACCCAGAUGAAGCCCUAGCCGCGCGGACUCCAUCGAAGGCCCAGCCCAAACUCAAGGGCAUCCUCACUCCCAGCAGGAGGCACAGCGAGCGGGCCCCUAAGAGUGUUGCCUUUGAUAAACUCAAACGUGGGGACGUUUUGUUCGAAGACAUAGCCGCGAAGCCAGUCAAAUCAGUCCGCAAGGCCGUCAGAAAGCGCCGGGAGGAGCCUGAGGAGGAGCCUGAAGAGGAGCCAAAUGACGCAGAAGAUGACCAACCGGGCGAGGCAGAUGAGACAGAUGACGAUGAAGUGUGCGCCCUCUGCAGCAAGCCGGAUUCGAAAACGGGGAAUCAGAUUCUCUUUUGCGACGGCUGUGAUCUGGCCGUACACCAAAAGUGCUAUGGUGUGUCCAGGAUCCCCCGAGGGGAUUGGCUGUGCAAAGAUUGCUCUCAAUCCACAUCCGCUACGUCAGAGAAUGACUUGAAGGGCAAGGACCAGAGGAUCUCGGAGACAGUUAUUGAAGCUGCGCCUGAGAUUCCGAACUUUGAACAGCACUUGAAGUCUCUGAAACGCGUUCUCUUGGAUCGCUGCACCGGGAGGCGUCGAAUGAGGCUGCGGGACCAAGACGAGGCAUACGAGAAGACAUUCCAGCUCGUUCAGCAGACUGUUCUGGCUGGUGAGGGCAAUUCGAUGCUUGUCAUCGGUGCCAGAGGGUGCGGGAAAACCACGAUGGUCGAAUCAGUCCUUUACGAUCUUGGAAUGGAGCACCGUGAUCAGUUCCAUGUCGUCCGGCUCAAUGGGUUCAUCCACACGGACGACAAGCUGGCGUUGAAAGACAUAUGGCGGCAGCUAGGAAAGGAGAUGGAAGUUGAGGACGACCUGAUCGGCAAAACAAGCAACUAUGCCGAUACGUUAGCAUCUUUGCUUGCGCUUCUGUCUCAUCCAUCAGAGAUCGCGGAAUCCCAAGAAGGGGUCACCUCGAAGUCCGUGGUCUUCAUCAUCGACGAAUUCGACCUCUUCGCUACCCACGCCCGACAGACACUACUUUACAAUCUUUUUGACAUUGCCCAAGCUAGGAAGGCACCCAUCGCUGUACUGGGCCUUACCAACAGAAUUGAUGUGGUGGAAAGCCUCGAGAAACGUGUGAAGAGUCGAUUUAGCCACCGCUACGUUUAUUUGUCACUUUCGAAGACUCUACCUGCAUAUUGGGCGGUCUGCAAACAGGGCCUCACGGUCGAGGAUGAGGAUGCUAAGGCAGAAGGACUGCCGGUCACUCUGCAGGGCUUCGCCAAAUUUCAGGAGUACUGGACGAAGAAGAUCGAGGCACUCUACAAGGACCAGAUGCUCAAGGAUCACGUCGAGUACCACUACUAUAGCACUAAGUCUGUGCCGGCCUUCCUUAAUAGCUGUGUGCUCCCUUUGGCAGCACUCACGCUGUCAAACCUCUCACUGCGAUUCACGUCUGGGUCAGGGACGUCCGUUGACCCCCCUGACUCCAAGCUUCAUCUACUGGAGUCUCUCUCUGACCUUGACCUUUCCCUCCUCAUAUCCGCGGCUCGUCUCGAUAUCGUCGCGCAUAUGGACACGGUAAACUUUGCAAUGGCCUACGAUGAAUACACGACCUUGAUAGGAAGGCAACGGGUGCAGAGCGCCACCUCGGGGAUGAUGGCCCUCGGAGGAGGAGUACGAGUCUGGGGGCGAGGCGUCGCCGAGAUAUGCUGGGAACGACUUGUGUCACUGGGACUACUCCUUCCGACCGGUAUGGGGGGCCGGAUGUGCAAGGUCGAUGUGACGCUGGAGGAGAUUCCCACGGCUGUCAAGCUGAAUGCUAUACUUGCUAGGUGGUGCAAGGAAUUGUGA
Messenger RNA from Diaporthe amygdali, 2019 nucleotides. RefSeq names its product origin recognition complex subunit 4. Gene Ontology annotation, molecular function: ATP binding; ATP hydrolysis activity; DNA replication origin binding. Gene Ontology annotation, biological process: DNA replication; DNA replication initiation. Gene Ontology annotation, cellular component: nucleus; nuclear origin of replication recognition complex. NCBI's taxonomy places the organism in Eukaryota, Fungi, Ascomycota, Sordariomycetes, Diaporthales, Diaporthaceae. The coding region runs from base 1 to 2019 and encodes 672 amino acids. The record is from RefSeq and is a predicted model, not a curated record. The transcript has a single exon.